ACUCUUGUGCAUAUCACGAACUCUACAGCAGGUCUCAUACAAUGGUGGACCAUAACGUUGUGAACAAGCGGCUGCCGAGAAUGGCGGCCUCUCUGCUGAAGCGUUUUCCCUCAGAGGGCGAGCCCGGUAUGGGUUUGCACCACCGGAUCAGCAGCAGUGGUGGGGCCAUGGGGCGAGAUUUCGACUGUGAUGUCGAUGACCCUCUGGGCUUCGACAAAACCCUAUGUAUUGAUGGUGGUGGUUCCAGGACCCCAAACCUGCUGGGGCCGUUGCUGACAGAAGACUGCAUGCCUGUCCAGAGGUCAUCUUCCCCCAGGCUCCCUCUGCAGGGCCACAGGUUGAUGCCAGCUGACCUGGAGGAUUUUAGCGAUGACUGUGAGGGGUACUCCCUCCCAGGCACACCGCCCCGGUCCGAGGGGGACAUCAGCUUCCUCAAACAAGGGGUCCUGGACCAGUUGGACAACCUGGAGAGCAGCCCCAAGAGAGGCAAGCGGAUUGGAGUGGGUUACACAGACUGGCAUAAACAUCGAAUGGCAGCAGUGUGCAGCGAGAGGUUUGAGCGCCUCCUGAGGGAGUGUCCAGAGUUCCAUAGCUGCAAAAGCCACCUGGCUGCCUUUGUCCUAGAGAGAGAGGUGAUUGACACCGGGGGGCAGUCCUGUGAGCGCUAUGAGGUGGUGGCAUUGGGCACAGGCCAGUCAAGCUAUAGCGGCUGGCUUUGCUUCAGUGGCACCGUGGUGCAUGACUGUCAUGCCAUCGUCAUCGCCAGACGGGCUCUCCAAAGGUAUUUGUUCAAGCAGCUGCUGCUGUUCUUCAGCCACGACCCCAAGCACAAGGAACGCUCCAUCUACCAGAGCACUUCCGACAGCCACCUGCUCCAGCUCAAACCCCAGAUUUACCUGCACCUCUACACCAACCAGACCCCGAAAGGCGCCGCUCAGUGCAUCCUCAUGAAGUCUCUGAGCAGCAGCUACUCCUCUCUGAAGCUGCAGUGCCACGCCAAGGGCUCCCUGAUUCCUGUGGCCUUCCUCCACCCCAGUGUGUGGGGCGCCCGCGUCUGCUGCAUGUCCGACAGCGACAAGCUGUGCCGCUGGACUGUCACUGGGAUUCAGGGCGCGCUGCUUAGCCACUUCGUCCAACCACUGUACAUCACCAGUGUGGUGCUGGGUGACUCCAGCCAGUACUCGGAGAAGGUGUCGGAGACAAUCAACAAGCGCCUGGGCGAGGGGGGCUGGGAGGAGCUGCUGGCCCCGCCAUUCAGCAGGAAGCGGAUUUUCUUCCUCAGCAGUGAGGGGGUGGGGCCUCCACUCAGCCCUGCCCACUGCACAGAUCUCAGCAUCAACUGGUGCCUCGGGGACGCCAGCAUCGAGGUCCUAGACAGCACCAAUGGCUUCACUGUGGACGGUUCCCCGUUUGUGAGUGGCUCUGGCUUCUCCAGCAGGCUGUGCAAGAGGGCCCUCUACAGUAACUUCCGCAAAAUUGCAACUCUGGGAGGAUACCGCUGCCUACAGGUUCUCCCCACGUACCACAGUGCCAAAGUGGAGGCUCACUCCUACCAGAAUGCCAAGACCGUGGUCAACCAGCAGUUCCUGUCCAACAACGCAGGUCCAUGGAACUCUAAACACCUGGUGGACAGCUUCAGUCCCUGAGCCCCUCAGAGUGGAGGGUGGCACGGGGGUCCAUUAGUAAGGGUUUCUUUUGAAGGACAGAAGUGGUUGGAGUCUGUUACUUUCUGCAUUAAAGGUAUUCCCCCUGAGUUUUCCUAUGUUCAAAUAAGCAGUAUUGCGCGCUCUGUGUGCCAAGUUUGACAGGUAUGU
This is a messenger RNA of Oncorhynchus masou masou (cherry salmon), 1814 nucleotides long. It is a transcript of the gene adad2, whose product is annotated as adenosine deaminase domain containing 2. Bases 42 to 1646 code for a protein of 534 amino acids. Gene Ontology annotation, cellular component: cytoplasm; nucleolus. NCBI's taxonomy places the organism in Eukaryota, Metazoa, Chordata, Actinopteri, Salmoniformes, Salmonidae. Gene Ontology annotation, biological process: RNA processing; adenosine to inosine editing. The record is from RefSeq and is a predicted model, not a curated record. The transcript has 9 exons. Gene Ontology annotation, molecular function: double-stranded RNA binding; tRNA-specific adenosine deaminase activity; double-stranded RNA adenosine deaminase activity.